UGUUUAGCGAGUUAUUGUAAUCCAAUUUUAACUGGAUACGGCACGUAUGUACGUAUGAAGUUUUGGGCAGGCGUGCCAGUUCAGUUACAGAUACGAAAAUGUACCGAAUUGACGCAUAAUGGAAAAAUUGUUUAGACGCGGCAUAGUAGGGUGGGGUAAGAUGGGACAUGUUUUCCAUGUUCCACCUUGGCACUAAACAAAGAAUAUUUACAGCAUUAUAUAAAACUGUAGCACCGCGAAUCUAAAAUAGCGUUUCAGUAAUUGUUAAAAACACGAUCAGGAAAUGUUUGUUUUAGGUGCUAACGGUAUCCCAUCUUACCCCACAGUUCUAUACCUUAAGAAUUUAACUGCUAUAUAUUUAAUUCGCAAGUCUUCAGAAUAAGAAAUGCAGUUCGAAAUAUCAUAGUUACAAAAAUUUAUGUUUAUAAAAUGACGUCAUCUGAAUCCGACAUUACGCGCCAUUUACAUGACGCAGGAGUGGCGUCACACACCGUGAUGACGUCACAAACCAGGUUGACGUCAUUGAGUUCAGAACACGAUACAGAAUGCAAUUUAUCGCAAGCGGAUAAAAGAAUGAGAAUAAAAAACACUUACCUUAGACGUCGGUCAGUUUCUGCUGGCGUAAGAUCCAAGUUAAGAGUCUACCAUGACAGGAACACUUCGUUUCAUGCCCGAUCGUUUAAAAGAACAAAGAAAGCGAAAAUCCAAACUUUACAGCAGGCAGAACCGACAGAAAAGCCGAUUGAGAAAUUUCGUCGAAUUCUCAGAAGCAUUCGUAUUAUCGUUGAAGUUUGCCUCGCCCUAAAACGAUGCGUCGAAGACAAAGAGAAAGACGAGAAACUCUCGUUGGUUGAAAUGCAAAUGAAUUUACAAAACGAUUUCAAUGAAAAAUUAAGUUUCAAUCCCCGUUAUUAUUGCGCGUCAUAUAUUGCUAACAAAGGAAGCAGCAAACUAAAGAAACUGCUUGCAAUAUCACCAGAUGCUAGAAGUAAACGCCAUGUUAAAAUGAUCCACAACCUGGUACAAAAUAAAAAUGCAUUUUCCAAACACCCCGUUCAUAUUCAGUUGAAGAUGUGCCAAGUCAUGAUCUACCAAGCUUACGAAGCUCGUCGUGUUAUAAUAAAACAAGGUCACCCUCCGUCCGCCUUUUACAUCAUAUUGUCUGGAACAUGUUUGGUGAACGAGUGUGUUGCUGUUGAAUCUGGCUGUGAAAGUGUUCAGACUAUCAAUGAAAUACAAAGUGGGGACGUUUUCGGGGAGGUGGCGUUGUUAAACCACACGACCCGAACAGCUUCAGUCGUUUGCAAAGACGACGUUGAACUAUUGGUUGUAUCCAAGGAGGACUUUGAUGCAAUCAUUAGAGGUCCAAUAUACAAGCAAAGAGAAGAAGUUAUAAAAUAUUGCCAUUCACUCCAUAUAUUAAGUUAUUGGCCGGUUGAAGAUCUAACAACAGCAUCUUUCGUCAACUUUCAAUAUCAAUAUUUCCGUAAAGGGGCGACGGUUGUUCGAAGUAACUUCGCUUCGAACUUUCUUGUUAUUAUAAAAUCCGGCGAGUGCCGAGUGAUUUGUACGCUUGGUGAUCGAAAUCAAAUCACUGGAAGUCGAAAAACCGUCCGAAGAAGAAGUGUCGACACCGAAAUAAAACUCCCCACUUUAAAUGAAUCAUCGGCGCUUAAAACAAGAAGCAAAUCGCUGGGCUACCAGUUAAUCAACCAUGCCGACAGAAAAUCAAUCAAGAACCAACCUGCCUUUGUUGGUCGCAUGCUUGCGCACCCGACAGGUGGAACGCACACAAACGGCCACAGAGAUAUUAGCAAAGAAAUUCGAGAAAGAAAACGACAAAUUAUAAUGGAAACCUUAAAAAUGAUGGGCAACAAUAAACGUGGUUUCCAACAUGACCGUUUAUUGGAUAUGGGAGAUAUACCUGAGACCACACGACCUAUUCGAACACCUCGAACAAUCAGAGCAUCAAUAGUGGAAGACACGCCUUAUGCCGUCACAAACCAUAUCCCAUCACGUGACCGUUGGAAGCGAGCUACUAAACUUGCGCUGAUGAAGAAGGUUACGUCAUCAAAUGGACAUUUUGCACAAAUAGCAACUUUAACUCCAGGAUGUGUGUUUGGUUUGGAAGAAAUGAUGCAACGAACCGAACUCCAGUUGACAUUGAUAAGCAAUGGGGCAGAAUGCAUCUUCAUAUCCAAGAAAAUGUUCCUGAAGCGAGCUACACCCCGUAGUUUAAGGAUGAUUGGAGCUUUAGUCGGAAGGUAUCCGACAGAAGCUUAUAUAAGGGAACAACUCAGAGAACUAAACCAGUGGAAAAGUUUUAAAAAAGACGUUGUUAAGCAUGUAUUGGAAAAGAAAGAUAAAACCAGUAGUUCUGUAGUAAUGUAACUGUUUUGUAAUUUGUUUUAUCCGCAUAUAACGGGGCAAUUACAGUGGUCAUAACACGGGUGUUUUAUUGUUUCAUUAUAUACCUCGUGUCCGCUCAAAUAUUUUUUUUUUACAAAUAGUUGGACUCGAUUUUUGCUAUUGUUUUUGAAGAGAUAGAUAAUUAGUUAUGUCAUAAUAGGCUGAGGUAAGAUGGAGCGUUUUAUUUUUUUCGUCGGUAAUUAUUUAAAGCGGUAUCCCAUUUUACCCUGCAGUGCUAUAUGUUGUUAUAAUAAUCAAAUUAUUUUGGUUUGGAAAUAAUAACAUUUCCACGCCUUCGUAUAUACUAUAUGUGGUAUAGCAUCGUAGGCGUUUGUUACGUCACACGUGAAUAUAUUGUGUCGUCAUUAUAAUAAACAUAACUUAUACAUCG
Ciona intestinalis (vase tunicate) is the source of this 2800-nucleotide messenger RNA. NCBI's taxonomy places the organism in Eukaryota, Metazoa, Chordata, Ascidiacea, Phlebobranchia, Cionidae. The record is from RefSeq and is a predicted model, not a curated record.